This is a messenger RNA of Dissoconium aciculare CBS 342.82, 3450 nucleotides long. RefSeq lists its product as uncharacterized. The transcript has a single exon. The coding region runs from base 334 to 2976 and encodes 880 amino acids. Lineage: Eukaryota; Fungi; Ascomycota; Dothideomycetes; Mycosphaerellales; Dissoconiaceae. Gene Ontology annotation, biological process: protein processing. Gene Ontology annotation, cellular component: trans-Golgi network; Golgi membrane. Gene Ontology annotation, molecular function: serine-type endopeptidase activity. The record is from RefSeq and is a predicted model, not a curated record.
GAUCUCUCCAAAAGGACACCUCCGCUUUGACAGGGCCCAGGCUAAUCAAUAACACAUACAGUAGUAAUAAAUCUGCCCUAUGGAGGAGACACUGUGUCGGUCCCCUGGGAACAAACACAUUUUCGGCCUUUCUCUCUCUCACGAUAAUUCACUCAAUUACACCACCACCACCACCCUGGUUCCCUGCGCACCUCUAUGGACCUUGCGCGAGUAUCUACGACCGAGAAGCAUUGACACUGAGAGCCCGGUCUCACCCAAUCCCAAGCAGUCGGCUAUCCAUACUUGCGCGUGCGGAUCAACCUCGCCGCCGGGAGGCAGGCACUCACAUACACGAUGAAGUGGCCAGGUCUACUGCCAUUGCUGCUCGCAGUCGCGCCCGGCACCGCCUUCAAGCGCGAUUACGAUGCACAUGAUUACUACGCCGUCGAACUUCAAAGGAAUGUAGAUCCCCAAUCCGUUUCCGACCAGCUCGGACUUCACUACGAAGGGCCCCUGGGAGAGCUGCCCGACCACCACAUAUUCCGCACGGCUGAACGCCAACACGAUUACGAUCACAUCAGAUCCGAGAAAGAAGCGCUGAGAAUGAGACGGAGGAAGAGGGAGGCCGGGUCGGAGGAACCGCAUUUCCUCGAUGACAUCCUAUUUACUGAGAAACAAGAUUUGAGCAAGAGGUUCCCGCUCGUGAAGCGGGGUUUCAUGCCCGUGGAAGAGAGGGCACUCGACGGUCUCUCUCUGGCUGACGUGCCGAGCGUUUCGGCCGUGGCCGAGGGCCUCGUGAUCGCGAAACAGCUUGGUAUCGCGGAUCCUAUCUUCCAGGAUCAAUGGCAUCUACACAACUCGAUCCAGAUUGGACACGACAUCAAUGUCACCGGCGUGUGGUUGCAAGGCAUCACCGGCAAGAACUCGACGGUAUGCAUUGUCGAUGACGGUCUGGACAUGGACAGUGACGAUCUCCGGGACAAUUAUUUCGCUCAAGGCAGCUAUGACUUCAACGACCAGGUCAAGGAUCCGAAGCCGCGACUGUCAGAUGACAGGCAUGGGACGAGAUGUGCUGGCGAAAUCGGUGCGGUCCGGAACGACGUCUGCGGCGUCGGCGUCGCCUACGACAGCAAGGUCGCCGGAGUUCGUAUCCUCUCCAAGGCCAUUUCGGAUGCGGAUGAGGCGCUCGCGAUGAACUAUGCGUUCCAGGAGAACCAGAUCUAUUCUUGCUCCUGGGGACCGCCAGACGAUGGCAGAGCCAUGGACCGACCCGGUAUCCUGAUCCGAAGAGCGAUGCUCAAUGGUAUCCAGAACGGUCGAGGCGGUCGCGGAAGCAUCUACGUGUUUGCUAUCGGCAACGGAGCUGCGAACGACGACAAUUGCAAUUUCGACGGAUACACCAACAGCAUCUAUUCGGUCUCGGUGGGCGGCAUCGACCGGAAAGGACUGCAUCCGUACUACAGCGAGAAAUGCUCAGCGCAGCUCGUGGUCACCUAUUCCUCCGGCUCCGGCGAUGCCAUCCACACCACCGAUGUGGGCAAGGACAACUGUUACGCCAGCCAUGGCGGGACCUCCGCUGCUGGACCUUUGGUUGCUGGAAUCUAUGCGCUCAUGCUCGAGGUCAACCCGAGCCUCGGCUGGCGUGACUUGCAAUGGCUGACCGUCAUCACGGCUGUCCGGAUUGACCAAGAGAGCGACUGGCAGCUGAACAAGCCGAUGAACAAAGAAUUCAGCCAUCAGUUUGGGUACGGCAAAGCCGACGCCUACGCUCUGGUCGAGGCUGCCAAGACCUGGAUCAACGUCAAGCCCCAAGCCUGGUACUUCAGCCCCUGGCUCCACGUCCGAACGGAUAUCCCACAGGGUGAUCGGGGGUUGGUGUCGCAUUUCACCAUCACGGAGGACAUGUUGACGAAAUCGAACUUCGAACGCCUGGAGCACGUGACCGUCACGAUGAACGUCGAGCACACCCGCCGUGGCGAUUUGUCCGUCGAGCUUCACAGCCCCAGCGGCAUGAUUAGCCACAUCGCGACCCACCGCCGCAACGAUGGAGCGCACUCGGGAUACCAGGAUUGGACAUUCAUGAGUGUGGCUCACUGGGGCGAGUCGGGUGUCGGCACAUGGACCGUUGUGGUCAAGGACACCAACAUCAACGAAUACCGUGGCGCCUGGGUCGAUUGGCGUCUGAAGCUGUGGGGAGAAUGCCUCAACGCGGACAACCAGCCGCUCCUCCCGAUGCCCACGGAGCACGACGAUGACGACCACGAUGACGACCACCCGGAGGGCGCGCAUACCCAGACCGCCACCGUGGGCACGACUUCCGUCGCCGUGCCCACGGAGACAGGCCUGCCUGCUGGGAACCCCUCCGACCACAUCGACCGUCCCUCCAAGCCCCAGGUCACGGACGAAGCCACCGCCGUCCCGACGACAACCGCCGCGGCCACCACGUCGGAGACCGCACCUCCACCCCCCGCCCUGACCCAGCCGGCCGUCGCGGACGAAGAGGAGAAAGGACCCGCCCCGGUCCCCACCACCCCGGCCUCCUCGUCCUCCGACAACCUCUUCCCGCACCCCUUCCCGACCUUCGGCGUCAGCAAAGGCACCCAGAAGUGGGUCUACGGCUCCAUCGUGCUCAUCUUCAUCUUCCUGAUCGCGCUCUGCGCCUUCUGGGUCUACAUGCGCCGCAAGAAGCGCUGGAUGAGCCGCGACGACUACGGCUUCGAGAUGAUCGACCACGACGACCACGACGACCCCUCCGGCGGGGCCGCCGCCGCCGGGAAGGCCGGCAAGGGCAGGCGGCAGCGCGCCGGGGAACUGUACGACGCCUUCGCGGAGGGAUCCGACGACGAGGCCGAGCCGUUCGACCUCGGGGAGGACUCCGAGGAGGAAGGCGACGGCGACGACGAUGAUGAGGAAGGGGACUCCCGGACGGGGGAGAAGCGGGCAGAUGAGCGGUACCGGGACCGUGAGCCGCUGAGGCAGGGGACGGAUGUCGAAUAGGGCGGUCGCGAGAGGGUAAUAUGAUGAGGGGGCGCGGCGAUCUUCGCAUCGAUCAGGGACCGCUUAUUUUCCGGUCCCGGCUGUAUUUUGCAUACUCAUGUAACCUUCUGGAGCAUCAGGAAGGCCUCGCUUGGAUUGGACCUUGGAUCCCCAAGCGAUCCGAUCACUUAAUCUGUUUGACAACUCUACCACGUCGUCCCCCUUCCUUUCCGCCGGUCGGUUCAACGCCACCGCUUAAUGAUAGAGACCGCGAUCCAAAACCCUAUCACAAAUAAUAUUCUAAUGGGGCUUGGUCCUGCACAUCGCGAUUCGCACUCUCUGAAGUCAAGGCGCACAGUUCGGGUGCCGAGGCUUUCUUACCUAGGUGUGAAACCAUGAAUCUGUCCAUCACGGAAGGAGCAGCAAUCAGCUGCAGACAUCAAGCUCCUUCGUGUCUUAGUAACUUGAUAUCCGGUGAACUCUACGAGGAACGCG